AUGGAAAGUCCCGCGAGCGCAGAUGAAGAGAGAAUUUCGUUGAAAAGUCUUCAGAAGAGGAAAAUCAUCGUUACCCCCUCUGAACUCAAAGAACCGCGAAUUAUCGUUCCAGAGGCUGAGCAAUGGCUUCAUGCAUUUUCGGAUAUGACACAGAAAGUUGCGUUGCUAACGCUUGAAACAGAAACGCUAGCGGAAGAACUUGGCAAGUUGGAAAAGCUCAAAAUGGACCGGCAGCAGGAAAUAGCGAGAACUCAGAAAGCAGAGCUCCUCGACGAUAAAAGAAAAGAAGUUGCUCUUCGAAAAUAUCGUAAAGUGAUGAGAAGACUUCCUCUGAUUGCUGCUUUUAUUUUUCCUUUUGUCUUCUCCUCAGACUAUGCGGAGGUUUUAUGCGCUCUUGGGAAAGAAUUUGAGUUCUGCGAAAAUGAAAUGGAAAAGUGGAAGAGCUCGGAAAACCGCAGAGAGUACUGUGAGCCUUUCUUUGCUUCUAGUCGCCACUUGUGUUUGCCCAUGACACUGAAAGGCACUGUAGCUGCCAUUGAGUGUCCAGAUUAUCUGAUGGUUUCGAAGCUCACGAAUCAAACUUUUUCAAAUGUUCAUUAUAUUCAAAUCGAAUGCGGAACGGAUCUUCUGUGGCGAAUCGAGGGCAAAAGAAUAUUACAAAAGAUCGGAAAUGAGUGGGAUUUGAACGCUAUUGGAGAUGAUCGACUGAAAAAAGAAAUGAACAAAUGCACAAAUGAAGCGCCUGUCGAUCGCUAUCGCCGAAAUACCCAAUUUUCGAAUGAGACAGAAUUCACUACGGAGCCUCCUCUUCCUCAAGCAGAAUGCCUCGACAAAGAAAUGUUCCACCACCAACCUUGCCGAAAAGACGCGUAUGGAAAGAUCACGUGCGACUGCCGCAACUUUAACUUUUGCGCUGAAGACUACAUAAUUCUGGUUGGGAAUUCGAUCUCAAUGGUGCCAUUGUUUCUCUCCAUCGUGAUUCUUUUUUCUUUUCCGCGAUUGAGAAAUACAAGAAAUCUGAUCCAUGCGAAUCUGAUGACUUCUUUGUUUUUACGCAGUGCGCUUCAAUGGCUGAACUAUCACGCUGUUAUUUUCGGUGCUUAUCCUGAUGCGGAAUGUAUGCUCAGUGUUCAGCACCUGAGCAAGGAGGAAUACAUGAGGAUGACGCUGAAAAUGUGUCCUGGAAGCCAGUUCAUAGCUUUCUGUCGCGCUUCUAUCGUCUUUCUCCAGUGGGCAAAAACUGCCUCUCACUUCUGGGUCUUGAUCGAAGGUGUGCAGUUGUACGCAUUAGCGGUUGUGACUGUGCUCAGCACGGCUAAAUACUUUUACGCGUACUUGGCAUUCGGCUGGGGCUUUAGCUGGAUAUCCGUCGUUUUCUGGGUCGUGCUCAAGUACAAGUACGAGAAUAGAGGCUGCUGGGAUAUCACUUACAGGGACCUGCUGGAAAAAGUGAUAGAAGUUCCCAUUUCAGCAGCAAUCACAUUGAACGGAAUUAUUUUCAUAAUUCUCAUCUGGGUUAUUGUUCUCAAGCUGCGGGACGACUCUCGACUUACAAGGGAACGGAAUAACGCACAGAGGCUUACAAGAGCCACCCUGACGCUGAUUCCGCUCAUGGGGACGCAGUAUCUUCUCUUCAGAUAUACGCCCAGUGAGAAACUUUUCAACAUCAGAUACAAAUACGACCUCUUCUUUGAAGGACUUCAGGGUCUCUUUGUGUCUAUUUUAUUCUGCUUUAUGAACCAAGAAGUCCAACGCGAGCUCAAGAAAUGGUAUAGCCGCCGAAUGCAGCCUCUCGACGGGCAUCUGCUUCGACGAGGAACAUUCGGCUCCGGCAUCGAGGAAACCCUCAACACUAGAAUUAUGGAGGGAUACACGCCUAGAGCUAAAAAUGGUCUAAUCCGCGUUCAGAGAGGAGAUCGACGCCAAUCUGUCUGGGAUGAGCGCGAAACAAUAACUACUCAAGUCCGCCGAGAAUCAAGUUCCGCCAAUAUUGUAGCUUCAAAGAAUCCACUUUUGCCCAUUCCUGUGGCAGGCAGCACGCCGCCAACAACACUGUAA
This is a messenger RNA of Oikopleura dioica, 2058 nucleotides long. NCBI's taxonomy places the organism in Eukaryota, Metazoa, Chordata, Appendicularia, Copelata, Oikopleuridae. The record is from the annotation of a GenBank genome assembly.